This is a messenger RNA of Pelodiscus sinensis (Chinese soft-shelled turtle), 408 nucleotides long. The record is from RefSeq and is a predicted model, not a curated record. NCBI's taxonomy places the organism in Eukaryota, Metazoa, Chordata, Testudines, Trionychidae.
GGGAUGGGCAGGGAAAAGGAUCCGUGGCUAUGGUGCUGGUGAGGGUCAGCGGCUGUGUGGAUGGGGCUGGCCAGCCAGGGAUGGGGCAGAGGCUCUGGGUCCCCCAGCACAGGCUGACCUGCCCCCUCCCCCAGCAUGAACCCCUACGCGGGCUUGGUGAGCGGCCUGCGCGCUGCCUGGCUCGCGGGGAAGACUCGCGGCGCUGAGCACCGGGUCUCCCAGCUGGAGGCGCUGGGCCGCUUCCUGGAUGACAAGAAGCAGCCCAUCCUGGACGCCAUGGCCUCGGACAUGCGCAAGCCCCCCCUGGAGGCGGAGCUCUCCCAGAUCCUGCUGGUCAAGAACGAGGUCAACUACGCGCUCAACAGCCUGGCCAGCUGGAUGAAGGACGAGUUCGUGGAGAAGAACCUG